Thrips palmi is the source of this 3783-nucleotide messenger RNA. RefSeq names its product zinc finger protein 569-like. The record is from RefSeq and is a predicted model, not a curated record. Gene Ontology annotation, molecular function: zinc ion binding. The transcript has 13 exons. The coding region runs from base 312 to 3686 and encodes 1124 amino acids. Gene Ontology annotation, cellular component: nucleus. NCBI's taxonomy places the organism in Eukaryota, Metazoa, Arthropoda, Insecta, Thysanoptera, Thripidae.
CAGAAAACAGGAAGUGGGGGAGAGAAGAGAGAGGGGGAAGAGAGUGGGGCUGUCAAAAAGAACUUUAAGCACCAUAUUACUCAUUUACCUAGUAAAACCCUUGUUAAGUGAGGUCUUCGGUGAACGGAUAGGUUUUUUUUGGAAUUGAAGCUUAUUACGUAUUGAACAGUAGCUUAGAUCAAGAGUGAUGCUAAUUUACAUCCUCUUGCUAUACCCAAUAUCGUCUGCCAUUGUAAGGUAAUGGCUCACUGACAACCUUAAAAUUGCGACAGAUCUGCAUAUUUUUAACACCCCUCUCUAGAAAGUGGAACAUGGAACCUGUGGAUUCUAGAGUCCCUACGACUUAUCGGUAUGAAGAGGAACGAAAUAGCUGGACUGAUGACUACAUUAACUUGGGACAGCUGUGCAGGAUCUGUGGAGCCCCCAGUGAUUUUCUGAUGCCUAUAUUUGAUGGUGAAAGCCACGAUCGUCUUGACCUCAAGAUUCACAUGCAUCUUCCCAUACAGGUUGAUAGGAAUGAUAUUUUGCCGGUGCAAUCCUGUUUCAACUGUGUCACAACAAUUCAGUCAUGGCACAACCUAUUUCUGGCAUGCCAAGAGGCAGAUCUCAAAUUUCAGACCAUGCUUGGCACUAAAAAUCAGGUACCAAACAGGCACAGCUCAGUCCUCAUCUCACCAAACUCUGCUCACGCACAUUCCUUACCCAGCCAUCAUGCUACUUUGACUUUCCCAAAAAUUUCACAAAACCCACCGUACUUGGAGGUCACUACUACUAUACCUCAUGCUCAUUUAGAUCAAUCAACUUCAACUUCGUGCAUUCAGGAACUGCAGCCAUCAACAGAACUGUUGAAUGGGAUGCGUCACUACUCUUUGCCUCAAGAGGAGACAUUUGAACAAACAUUUAAUAGUUCGAUCAGUUCAGGCUUAGCAUCUAGUGUUCCAACAGAAUUCACCAAUAAUGUGAUUUCUCACAUUGUACAUGAGAAAUUUUCAUCUUCCCCCAUACAUACACACAGUGAACAGCAUGUUGCGCAUGUGAGCACACAGACAGAGAAUGAUGGUGAUGACAAGUCCUCCCAGGAUGAGACAAAGUUCAACAGCAAGAAGAGUGUCAUUGGUAAAAAGAUAUUCAGACAAGGUUCUACUCUCAAAGGAAAGAAAGAUGCAUCAUUUGACAUGGAUUCAGGAAGGCCUCCGCCUUUACCAGCUGAGAGAGAAAACUCCAUCUCAGAAGCUCCACACCGAGUAUCUGCCAUUCAAUCAGUUGGUAGCAGAAAUGACACCACAUACCAAGAAACAAAUUGCACCAGGUUAAAAAGUGUGUUAGUAAGGAAUGAAUCCGUACGGCCAUCUGUAUUAUCAUCAGACAACACAGAUAGGCCUCAUUUAGUAAAUUCUAAAAUAGAAAUUGUAGAAUCUGGAGUUAUUAGAGAACAUCGACAUUCAGAAGUAUUAAAAGAACCUAGUAAAAGCACUAUGGUAUCAGUCCUUCGUCCAACAUGUCUCAGAAGAGCUCCAACUAAAAUUGGUGUUAUUGAAACUACCUUCAAAGAGCCUGAGAUUCAAGUAGGUGUCAAGGAUAUUAAUCAAUGUGCAGCAACAUCAUAUCCAAUGGAAGAAAGGGACUACUAUGAUUCAGCACCUUGUCAUGGAGAUGAUUUUGAAGAUGUGCAUCCUGAGUUUCUGGAUCCACCAUCUUUGAGCACUCUGGAAGAACAAAACAAAAUUGGAGAUCCAUCUCAAGUUUGUUUUCACUGCAAGAAGUUCAUUGCCAAUCCAAUUUUGCUGCUUUCUCAUGAAAAAUCUCAUAUGUCUGAUUCAAAUCCGCCGACAACAUUCAUUUGCAAAUUUUGUUCAAUACCUGAAGUUUCAAUCAGCAGCCUACAUUCGCAUUACGCUUCACAUGAAACUGAAGUUGAGAGACUGCAAAGAAAUCAGAGUAAUAGAAAAGCCCAUCUUUGUAAGCAAUGUGGGAUUAUGUGCACUACAGAAGAACGUUUAUCUAUGCAUCAACGAUUGCAUGCAGAAGGAGUAGAGCCUUUCAGGCAUGAAUGUAAAACUUGUGGACAGCAGUUCAAUACUAGAAGCAAGUUGAGUGUGCACCUUUGGAGUCAUGCAUUAAAGCCAUCAUUAAAAACUUUUAAGUGUCACAUUUGUGGCAAAGGCUUUGUGACAAAAUCUGCAGUUAUGGAGCACCGCUUAAAACAUACAGACGAGGAGAGAUCUCGAGCUUUUAAAUGUGUGAUUUGUGGUAUGGCAUUUGGAAAUAAUACUCUCUUAGGGAAGCAUCGGUCAACUCAUUCUGAGGAAGAACUGGCAAGGCCUUUCCAAUGCACCUUUUGUGGUAAAUCAUUUGCCAGAAACCACACCCUCCAAAUUCAUCACCUGUCUCAUACUAAUGUGAAAAGUCAUGUGUGCAAUCAAUGUGGAAAAUGUUUCAAAAUGAGAAACUCAUUGAUUCAGCAUAUGAGAACUCAUCAAGAUCCAAGUUGUCUGCCAACAUACCCUUGUCAAUUAUGUGGUAAAAUUUUUAAAAUCAAGUCAAGACUUCGAGAUCAUCUCAGACUUCACAAUGGCGACAAACCUUACAAGUGCAGUACUUGUGGAAAAUGUUUCCACAAGAUAACUGCUUUGCACACUCAUGAAGUGAGUCAUACUGAAAGAAGACCAUAUAUGUGUGAUAUUUGCGGCAAGGCAUUUAAGUGGAGUAAGAAUCUCCGCCAGCAUACUUUUGUGCACAUUAGUACAGGCAAAUCUUCAGAGAAAACUCCUUGUUCUUCAGAGAAAACUCCUUGCUCUUCAGAGAAAACUCCUUGUUCUUCAGAGAAUACAGUUAAGUUGAAGCCAAGCCAGCAACCUUGCCAAUGUGAAAUAUGUGGAAAACAGCUGUCCACUAAAAGUAGUUUGCGACAGCACAUGGCUAACAUUCACAGUGAUGGAGAAGGCAAACAAAUUAAGUCAACAAUUUGUUCCAUUUGCGGGAAAGUGCUGUCUAAUGCAGGGGGUCUUUUAAGACACAUGAAAAUAACUCAUGGAGGUGUGAAGGCUUUCAAAUGUGACAUUUGCGACAAAGAAUAUUCCACAAAGGUUGCUCGUGAUGACCAUAGGCGGUCACACACAGGAGAGCGUCCUUAUACAUGCAGCAUUUGCAACAAAUCAUUUACAUCCCUUUCGAAUCUUCAUAUUCAUCGAUUGAUUCAUAGUGAAGACCGCCCCCACAAAUGUACCUAUUGUGAUAAGCAGUUUAAACGACGCGCACAUCUUGUACCACAUCUUCGCACUCACACUGGAGAAAAACCAUAUGUAUGCAACAUUUGUUCUCGGGGCUUUGCACAAAGCAAUGAUCUGCACAAACAUCGUCUAACACAUUCAAAUGACAAGGCAUAUGCAUGUCACUGUGGUGUGGCCUUCCGGGUUAAACGGGAUCUAACUCGGCAUCAAGCUAAGCAUCAUCCAGCCGGUUCAUUGCAAUCUGCUCCAUCACAAAAUGCACUACUUUCUUCUGGCGCCAUCUCGGAAACACAUGCACCCAGAGAACAACUUAUUUUACUUACAGGGCAGCAUUCUUCAGUGGCCUCAGUGUCAACUGUGCCAGAGUAUAAUGUGCCUGUUGAAACAUAUGGCAACUUUGUUGCUACUCCCUCAGUGGUUGUACUGAACACUGGAGUACUAGCAUCUAGAAAUUAAUAUUGAAAAGUUGACUGACAAAAUCUGUGAUUUGUGAACUUUGUGAUAUUGCAUGGUAAAACAUAAUAAUAAACACUUGAGACCAAUAUAGUAGAAA